UCUUCCUCAUUCCCUGCUCAGCUCUAUGAACCAUGCAUGCCCAAGCCAAGGAGGGUCAGAGCUGGAACAGUGUUCUCUCGGGCCAGGAACACGGGCUGUUCACCAGCAAGUAAGCACUGUCCCUAUGGCCGAAGGCGGCUGCUCAGGCUCUCACCAACAGGAAGGAGCCCCUCAGAGAGGAGGAACACUGCUGGAGGAAAACACCAAAUGGCAGCCGCCAGUGCAGCGGGAGGGCCUGGAGGACCCAGGGGCCCAGGAUUAGGAGGCUGUGGUGGCCUCAGCGGGGCUCGUGGAGGUAAAGCUGAAGACAAGGAGUGGAUCCCCAUCACCAAGCUGGGCCGCCUGGUUAAGGACAUGAAGAUCAAGUCCCUGGAGGAGAUCUACCUUUUCUCCCUUCCCAUUAAGGAAUCCGAGAUCAUUCACUUUUUCCUGGGCGCAUCCCUAAAGGAUGAGGUUCUAAAGAUCAUGCCAGUGCAGAAUCAGACUUGGGCUGGCCAGUGGACCAGGUUCAAGCCAAGGCCACCUUUGAUGCCAUCUCCAAGAGCUACAGCUACCUGACCCCUGACCUCUGGAAAGAGACGUGUUCACCAAAUCUCCUUAUCAGGAAUUCACUGACCAUCUUGUGAAAACCCACACCAGAGUAUCUGUUCAGAGGACCCAGGCUCCAGCUGUGGCCACCA
Peromyscus leucopus (white-footed mouse) is the source of this 680-nucleotide messenger RNA. RefSeq names its product 40S ribosomal protein S2-like. The transcript is spliced from 3 exons. NCBI's taxonomy places the organism in Eukaryota, Metazoa, Chordata, Mammalia, Rodentia, Cricetidae. The record is from RefSeq and is a predicted model, not a curated record. Bases 37 to 558 code for a protein of 173 amino acids.